Messenger RNA from Clonostachys solani, 1086 nucleotides. Lineage: Eukaryota; Fungi; Ascomycota; Sordariomycetes; Hypocreales; Bionectriaceae. The record is from the annotation of a GenBank genome assembly.
AUGUCUACUUUAUAUCAACCCCUGCCCGUCGGCCUCCUGCCUGGAUCUUUGCUCCUUGGAGCGACUCUAGCCCCAAAUAUUCUGCUCCCAAUAUUUUCAGCCAUUGCGAACUAUGUGCCAAUUCUAGCAAGAUUUGGGCCCGUCUUUGCGGAAAACAGCCGCCGGUUUAAGGCGCCGUUAUUGGCCUUCGUUGUACUUGGGGGCGUGCGCUGGCUGAACCGCAUCCUCUCUAUCAUGGCUCAGAACUCGUGGCGCACCGCUCUUCCGAAUGAUUGGGACUGGCCGAACGAGGUUGCUAUAGUCACCGGUGGUAGCAGCGGCAUCGGCCAAGCCGUCGCUCAGAGGCUUGUGGCCAAGGGUCUGACUGUCGCUAUUCUGGACGUUCAAGACCCUCCAGAGUCGUUAAAAGACCAGCGUCGCACACAUUUUUAUAAAUGUGAUAUCUCUAAGCCAGAGGCCAUCGCAGCCGUGGCAGACGCCAUUCGGAACGAGUUGGGGGAUCCAACUGUCUUAAUCAAUAACGCUGGAAUCACCCAUCGGUCCUCAAUCCUUGAACUCUCCCACGAAGCCCUCCAACAGUUGUUCGCCAUCAACUGCUUUGCACACUGGUAUACGGUGCAACAAUUCCUUCCCGACAUGAUCAAACAUAACAAAGGCCAUGUAGUUACGGUGGCCAGCUCAGCCUCCUUCAUUGCCGUUGCCAACGCCGGCGACUACUCCAGCAGCAAGAGUGCCAUCCGUGCUUUCCAUGAGACACUCGGCACAGAGCUCAAGCAUAUAUAUGAUGCUCCAAAUGUACUCACUACGGCUGUUCAUACAGAAUUCGUCAAGACGCCAAUCCUGAAAGACCAACAAGCGCAUCUUGAUAAAGAGGGCACAUUCAUGCUCGACAGCGACUUCGUUGCGGACAAGAUUGUCGACCGGAUCAUGAGCAGAACCGGCGGUGACUUGAUUCUUCCAGAGAGUCACUCGUUUGUUGCGGGCUUGAGAGCUUGGCCUGCAUGGCUGCAGGAGCUUGCUCGGGAUAAAAUGGGUCGACGUGUGAGGAGGAGGAGGGCGGAAGCAGCUGGUGUAGCGCUUCUCUGA